Neoarius graeffei (lesser salmon catfish) is the source of this 3363-nucleotide messenger RNA. It is a transcript of the gene irak1bp1, whose product is annotated as interleukin-1 receptor-associated kinase 1 binding protein 1. The record is from RefSeq and is a predicted model, not a curated record. Gene Ontology annotation, biological process: canonical NF-kappaB signal transduction; immune response. NCBI's taxonomy places the organism in Eukaryota, Metazoa, Chordata, Actinopteri, Siluriformes, Ariidae.
UGCUUCGGUUUACCAACAUGGCGCGCAGUCCGGCUCGAGCCUUCGCUUCCGUCCUCGCGGCUCCCGGCGGUGAAGUGAAGGAGCUGAACCGGGAGCUGGAGCGGGCUGCGGGGGCUGCGGGUGCCGGUGGCGGGAGGCGGGUGGAGGUGACGGGCAGCGCGGAGCUCUGUGCGCCUCCGGACCGGGCCGCUGUUACCGUCUCCGUGUCUCACAGCAAGGAGAGCGCUAACGACUCCGCCAACAGCGCGCAGCGCAGACUGCACUACAUCCUGCACACCGGCCGCCAGCACGGACUCAGGGAGGAGGACAUCACUGUGCUGAAACACUUGCAGAGAGAGGAGGAGCUGUACCAUAUGCAGGCUGAGGUGAACAUGGUGUUUUCAGACUUUGUGAAGAUGCAGUCUGUUCGCUCAGUGCUCAUCGAGAAGCUGGACAGAAGUGUGUGUGUCGGGAAUCCACAUUUCUCCCACAGUUCAGAAAGCCUCAACGUGUUACGGAGACGUGUGUGCGCAGCAGCUGUGGAAAACGCCCGCCUUAAAGCACACGAGGUGUGUAACCUGCUAGGACAGGCUUUAGGGCGGCCCUUAUUGGUACGGGAGGAGGAGUUUCAUGAGUGGAGAGCUGGACAGCGAGAAGGCGUGGCCAGUACCCUGACUCUACAGGAGAAGGUGGAUCAGAUGUCAGUCACUGCGUCAUCGCGCGUGUUUGUGAUGUUUGAGCUGCGGCCUAAGGACAGUACCAGGAAGAGGUUAUGAAGAACACACACUUGGAGGAAACUGCUGACACAAAUCCCAGCCAGAGAGAAAUAUUCAUUUUUGUGAUUCAGUGAACUAUAGAAAGACAUAAAUUAAAUCGCAUCACAUCUGCUACCAUGAUAUGCAAACCUGAUGAUGAGUUUGCGUAGUGAACAGUGAAAAAGAUUUGCAGUGGUUUUCGUUAAACCGCAACUUACAGAUAUGAUUGUUAACUUCUCACCCUCGAGGACUCUACUGACUGAAAACAACAUGGUUCCAGAAUCCCAGUGUGCAGUUAUAAGAAAACAAGAAGACAGUCAUCUAUAUCCCCCGCCCUAUAUACAAACAAUAAACCAAGUUACAAGAUAUUGUCACAUUUUUCAAGUUCUGCUGCAGGAAACCAACCCGACCUCUUUACACUGACCUCAGCAGCCCAUGGCAUAAACCCACCAGACCUUUGGUCCAAGGGAGCUAAAAAUUAACAUUUCUUACAAUUUUUAGUAUCAAAAGGCACAUAUACAUUACUUAAUCAACACAUAUACCAACUUUCAACACCAAACCACUCAUAGUUUUCAAGUUCUGCUCCGGAAACAAAACCGGAGCAGAACUAAGACUAACCCGAGAGACCAAGUCUGAAAUUGUUUCCAUGGAAACAUGAAAAAUUUUAAAUUUCUUAGUAUGAAAAGACACAGCUACAUCACCUUGUUAACAUGUAUACCAAGUUUCAAAUCUGUAUCAUGAAUAGUUUUGGAUAUAUGCUCUGGAAACAAACAUUGCUCUUAGAAAUGAAGUCAAAAUCUAUUUUUUUUAUGUAAAAAUUUGAAAAAUACUUUUUCUCAAAAAUCCAAAAAUAGCAAAAGGCACCAGUUCACAUGUUGCUUGAUAUGUAUACAAAGUUUCAUGAAGAUAUCUUCAGUAGUUUUAAAGAUAUGGCCCGGAAACGAAAACGUAACCAGACGGACAGCUGGAAUCCGUUUCUAUAUCCCUCGCCAAACUUCGUUGGGGGGGGGGGAGAUAAUAAUCAAUCAACACUGUGAUGGUGUGAUGUGGCCCGAGAGUUACUGUAAGAACGGUUACUGUUUCCACCCACAAGUUUAUGUUCCACUAACAGCAUGUCCCAAAGUGUUUUAUUCCUCUUAUACAGCAAAAAUAUAAUUUAAUCAUUUUUAAAACAUAUAUUAAAGAAUGGCAUGGCAUUGAGUGAAUGCUGGUGUGUUCAUCUGCCACUGCUCAUUGGAAUUUUACAGUUUGGAACUUUUAUUGUGGGAUCUUUAUCUGAUCAAUUUGCUGGAUUUCUGCCCAUUUUCUCUUGGGGAGCCAAUUGAUAUUGCUUUAUUGUCCCUUUUAAUAAAUCGCUACCUGCUACAUGUUUUACACGAGACCUCACUAACUCCUGACACCUCGGUCUGACCCGGCCUCUUGUAAGUACGUCUCCACUUUGAUGACCCUUUUUUUUGCAGGUAGAAUAGUCACAGUUGGAACACCCAGUUGUGUCCAAGUUUCAACUCUCGAGCUGAUGGUUUGAGGUUCUGCUGAAGAAUUCUGAGGUAGUCCUCCUUCUUCAUGAUUCCAUCCACUUUGUUGCUUACCAGUUGGUACAGUGUUCUUGGACUUGAAUGCCCCACCUUUAUUGCUUCAAAUAUACCUCUGGUCUUUAUGGCUAAACAACUCAACCUUUGUCUUAUCUGAUCAUAAAACUUUCCUCCAGAAGGCUUUUCCUUUGUCUGUAAACUUCAGUCAAGCUUGAAGGUGUUGAUUUUGGAGAAGGGGCUUCUUUCUUGGGCAGAAGCCUCUCAGUCCAUGGUGAUGGAAAACCCACUUGAUUGUAGACAGUGACACUGGUGUUCCAGCAGCUUCCAGUUCAUGGCAGGUUUGUGCCUUGAUGGUUCCUGACCAUCUGAACCAAUUUCCUGUCAGCUGAGGCUGACCGGUUGGGUCUUCUUCCAGACUUUUGCAAAGUGGCUACAGCUCCCAAAAACAACAACCCCUUUUUAUGUUGGCACAGAGAAACUACCAGCUAUAGUCAAUCAUGAGCACUAACAAGACAUUAACAGGCCUUGGCAAAUUAAGACAUUUGAGAACUUUAGAUGUUGUACCAUCACUCAGAAAAAGAACAGUACAAAGGGAUCACUGGACGCCAAAUAUUGCCAUGACAUUAAUGUCUGUGAUGACUAUGUAAACUUCUGACCAAACUGUAUUUUUAUGACUUUAUAGUUACAUUUAAUGUUGUAGAACAUCCACAAAACAAGUUAGUUCCUGGUAUCAUGAUCAUUUUAUAGCAGCUAUAAACAUCCUUUCCAUCACUAGCUUCUUUUUUUUUUAUGCAUCUACCACUGAGUUAUAUGAAAUUAAUCAUUGUAACUGAUAGAUGAACUGAUUAGAUUUUGGAAUCGAUCCAAACAAGGUCAAAGUCACAGAAAGGUCAAACAUCUGAAAUAGAUGAUGUAGUAUUUGACAUACAGUUUACAAUUAUUCAAUAAAAUUGAGUCAUACAUGAGCUGAUGGAAGCUAUGUACGACAAGAUUGAGUGGAAUCAUCGUUUUAUUAUAUCUACAUUCACUGGAUUUUUAGAGAGCAUUUUUUAAUUUUACAAAUUCAGUUUAAAAAAAAUAAACUAUUGAUUGCUGCA